AUGAUUUAGUAAUGUAAUUUAAAGAUAAAAUGUUAAAAAGAUGAUCAUUAAGAUGAGAUAGACACGGUUUGUUACAAUUAAUUUUGUUAAGAAUUCAGAUUAAAUUGCUUUAAAUGUAUGAAGAAGGGAAGAAUCCAUAAUGAUCAUUUUGAUGAUGUUGAAAAAAUCAACAGCUUGAUUCAAUUUAUUGAUUAGAAAAAUUAAGAAUGUGAUAAAUUAAUUGAUGAUCUUAAUAAAUUAAUAGAAAUUAUGAAUCAAUCAUUUUCUUAAUUAAAAAGAGGAAUCAUAUAAAAAUAUUAAUUAUAUAAGCAAAGAUUAAUAUUAUUGAAUUCUUAAUAAAUAAAUGAUUACUUGAAUUCAACAAUCUAAUUUAAAGAAUAUUAAUAAUCAAUUACAAAAAUCAUAUCAGAAUAGACUAAUAAAUUAAAUCAUUCUUUUAAUAAUUUAUAUCAAUAAUUAAACUUAUCUUAAUUUAAUUAUUAUUAGAUUGAUAAUAAUUCUAUAUAAUUAUCUAAACAAUUAUAUGAUAAAGGUAUUCAUCUUAUUAUAAUUAUUAGGUUAUAAAUUAUAUUGGGAAGAUAAAUAUCUUGAAGCCAUAGAAGUACUAAAUCAAUCUAUAUAAUAAGAUCCCAAUAAUCAUCAAUCAUUAUGGUGUAAAGGUUAAAUAAUAAAUAAUUAAUAGGUGAUUCCUUAAGAGGAUUGAACAAAUAUGAGGAUGCAAUCACUUGGUAUGACAAAGCAUUAAUUAUUGAUACGAAGCAUGUUGAUUCUUUAUGUGGAAAAGGUAAAUUGCAUCAUAAUUUAAUUAAUAGGUAUAUGCUUAAGAUAAUUGAAAAAAUAUGAUGAAUCUUUAAAAAUAUUAGAUUUAGCACUUACCAUUAAUCCACAACAUAACUUUUCUCUUCAAUCUAAAGGUAUAUUAUAAUUUUAAUUUGUAGGUGCAUGGUUAGAAGAUCAAUAAAAUUAUAAAGAAGCUUUAAUUUAUUACGAGAAAUCAUUAAAGAUAAAUCCAAAUGAUCAAUGGACAAUAAACUAAAAGAGUAUUUUUGACAUAUUAUAUUAGAAAUUUGUGAGAAUAAAUUGAAGCAAUGA
Messenger RNA from Paramecium primaurelia, 1092 nucleotides. NCBI's taxonomy places the organism in Eukaryota, Ciliophora, Oligohymenophorea, Peniculida, Parameciidae. The record is from the annotation of a GenBank genome assembly.